This is a messenger RNA of Dimorphilus gyrociliatus, 1129 nucleotides long. NCBI's taxonomy places the organism in Eukaryota, Metazoa, Annelida, Polychaeta, Dinophilidae. The record is from the annotation of a GenBank genome assembly.
AAUGGCAACGGAAACAUUAACGAAAGAUGAAAAUGGGGAAAUUUACCCACUGCCAGAAUAUAAAUUAUAUAAUGAAACACUUAAAAAGGAAGGUCUUCGUAUGCCAAAUCCAGCGUACAGCGUAUUUAAGGAAGAAGAAGAUAUUAACGCUUUACAAAAAUUAGGGCGAUUUAUAAGCCGCGAUAAACGUAGCAUGGAUAAAGUAAAUCCUCAUUGGAUAUUUAAAGGAUAUAUUAAAGUAUUUAAGGAUAACUGUAGCAUUCCUCAAAAUUUAAUAAAAAAACCUAACAUUUCAACUAAUUUAUCAAAUGAUUUAAAUAUUUAUCAUAACACUGAAAACCCAUUCUAUCAUCCGGAGUAUGCUGAAUAUCAUAGGGUCUUACAAAGAGAUAAUUUACGUAUGCCAAGUCCAGGAUAUAGUUUAGCGAAUGAAUUAGCCGAUUUAUUGAAAUUAAAGAAAGCAGAACGAUACUUAGGACCAGAUGAAGAAUGUCCUAAGGAAAAGGGUUGGGUUACCUAUUAUACUUUAAAGAACAAUGAAGAGAGGAACGAAAAAGAAUGGAUAUUUCACGGGUAUAUUCACGUUUAUAAAGACCACAAUCAUCAAUAUCAACCGUUGGGCAAUAAUAGCAUUGAAGAGCCCUACAUAUUUCCGAAAUAUGAGGAAUACGAUACAAUUUUACGUAAAGAUGGAUUUCGCAUGCCUAAUCCUGGCUAUAGUUUAAUUGCUGAAAUGGGAGACAUACUUAAACUUCAAUUAGCUAAAAGAUAUCGUGGAUUGCGAGAAGGAGCUCCAGAAGAAGAUGGAUGGGUUGAGUACUAUUCGAUAAAAGAGAAUAAAAAGACCAAAGAGAAAAAUGCAGUUUUACAAGGUUUUGUCAAAGUUUAUACGUCAGAAAAUACCGAAUCAAAUUUAUCUGGUCCAACGUCAAAUAUAAGAACAAGAACUUCUAAUACAACUAGUCAGAGCGCUAAAAGAAUUCGAUUUUCAGAAAUGCCUCAGAUAAAAGACAAUUUCGAACAAGGGCGAUCACCGAUAAUUCCCAGGUCAAAUAGACCUAUUUACGAGAAUGAAUGUUGUAUCUGUUACUUAUUUAAUUGGUGUAAAAAUUAUAUUCGAUCAAAAUAA